AAACACGUUGACGUAGUUUGGGGGGCAUUGUUUGAAGAGCAGGGGAAGCGUGCCACAGUUGUCUAGAUUUAAGCUCGCCGAUAAUUUUCUUUAGCCACAAUUCAAGUCUAAUUACUAGCAACACUUGAAUUUACGUUUAUCAAAUAAUUAUAUAUAGCGGCCAUGUAUUAGCAACAUAGACACGUACGAGUUUGUGUUGUAACAAAGCUGAAGUUGGACAGCUAACGUUAGCUAGUGCUACUUCCUCCAUCAGACUAGAAAUUAGUGUUAAUGUUAGCUAUACUUUAUAAUUGAGCCAACAUCAGUCUUGUUCGCUAUGUAAGUAGCUAGCUAGUUCAAGUAAAGCACAAGUCUUGCGUAGUCUUGUGUAAACUCACCAUUGUGAGAAUGUUCAGGCUAACGUUACUGCUGUAGCUAGUUAGCACCAGAUGAGGAAAGAGAACUGAAUUGUCAGGCGUAAUUUUUUUGUUGGCGUUCAUAUUUUUUUAUUCACCAUUAACUGGUGUUUUAGAUUAAUACUUAGCACAGCAAGCAUAUCGUUCAAUGUAGUUGGCUAGCUUUAUGUAGUGAUUUUUUUUAACGUUUAACUAAGAUUGUUCUAGCAGGAAGUACAGUAACCUUAAGAGAAUAGCUUGGUAGAAAAUGGAGUAAAGCAGUUACAGUAGUCCAUCCAUUGAAAAGCAAAAGUAACGUUAGCUUGUUAUCCUUUGAGGCCAGCUUUAUACAUCGGGAACCCCACAUCUCCUUUGUUUCAGGUUGUGGCAAAAAAACUUUUUCAAAUAACUUUGUAUAGACCGCUAGCAAGUUAUGACAAUCCCUUUAUGUUGAAAACUAACGUUAGCUGGCUAGUUUGCUGCUAGCUACCGACCGAAUGCUGCUACCGAUUGCAUAGCUUCCUAGGCAGCUUGCUAGCGUGUCACUUUCCCAACUGCAUCCUAAAGAUGUCGAACGCCAUAAACGAAGGUCUGUUCUUGAUAAAAGACGUGAAGCCUGGAUCGAAAAAUUUAAAUAUCGUAUUCAUUGUUUUGGAAAUAGGGCCAGAGGAACAAUUGAGUCGAUUGUGCAACUUAGUGCAAACAUGUAAUCGACGGGUAACCAAGACGAAGGAUGGCCAUGAGGUGCGUUCCUGCAAGGUAGCGGACAAGAGCGGAAGCAUCGCCAUCUCUGUCUGGGACGAGCUGGGCAGCCUCAUUCAGCCUGGGGACAUUAUCCGGCUGACCAGAGGCUACGCAUCCAUGUGGAAGGGCUGCCUGACCCUGUACACUGGAAGAGGUGGAGACCUGCAGAAGAUCGGAGAGUUUUGCAUGGUGUAUUCCGAAGUGCCUAACUUCAGUGAGCCCAACGCAGAUCUGCUAGCCCAGAACCAGCAGAACAAGACUGGCAAAUCGGAUCAGAGGGGGAAUUCUCCACCUAAUCAGAAUUCAGGUACACCUGCUCAGUCAGGUAACGGUGCCAUGAUACCAUUUGUCAACAACAACAGUUCUCCCUCCACUCCUCGUGAUCCUGUCUUUGGGAGUGUGGGGCGGACUAACGGCCGUUCCCCUGGCAGCGCAGCUCCUCCAAUGUCCGCUGUGGGACCUCCCAGUGCCCCCAAGCCUUCGGUCACUAUUAGCAAUGGCAGGGACCCCCGGCGUGCCAAGAGAUGAAACUGGCAUAAGGGAAAACUUUCCCCUGGCCUCUUAACCCCCCCCCCCCCCCCCUCCUCCUCCUCACUCUCCCUUCCAUCUACCUUUUGAACAAGCCAGAUCUGGCAUUUGCAACAUCACUGAAAAAUACUAGUUUCUGAUCUGCAGCUUAUACUGGUUAACCUAGUUGACGUUGUCUUUCUCUAGUUGAGCUAAUGUUUGUUGGUUAUGCCAUCAGUUGCAUAAAGCACCUCACUGAAUAAUUGUGACCUAAACAUGAACACAGUAGCAGGACUUGCAAAGCUCUUGACAUAAAGUAUGUAUACCCCCUUCCACCACCACCAUAAUUGCCAAUUUUGUGCCAAUGUUAUUGACAACCCUCCCUGUGCCUCUCUCGCCUAUCUUGUUGGCUGAAACUAUACACCCUACUUGACCACUAGAUGCACUUUCUUCUCUUUAAGUCAAAGUGAAUGCAUCACUAAUUUGAUUUAGGAACUGAUUACUGCUGAUGGGGAAAGCCUUACGUAGGCGCAACAACUUUUUGGACAGAAUUAACUAACAAACCCCCCUUGGGAGGAUCUACUCCCUUCUCAACCAAAACAUAUCAAAAGUGACUGAAAAGAAGGUGAUAGUUUGAUUUUUAAAGGUAGGUCGCUUAGAUUUAGUUGAAUGGCUACAGUUUUCAUGAGGGCUAGUUUAUUUGCUGCCCAGUUAUGAACAAUACGUUUGUUAGGUGGGAACACUUAAGAGGUUCACCCAAAUAUAUUUUACUGCCAUUUUGAUUUCUAUUUCAUCUCUUGAGAUACAGAUGGUGAAGUAGCUAAUGAGUGCAAUAAAUAAUAUUGUCACAUUUAA
Molecule: messenger RNA, 2480 nt
Organism: Salvelinus fontinalis (brook trout)
Lineage: Eukaryota; Metazoa; Chordata; Actinopteri; Salmoniformes; Salmonidae
Gene: nabp1a
Product: nucleic acid binding protein 1a
Exons: 7
Coding region: 942-1646 (234 amino acids)
Biological process (GO): response to ionizing radiation; mitotic cell cycle checkpoint signaling; double-strand break repair via homologous recombination
Cellular component (GO): SOSS complex
Molecular function (GO): DNA binding
Source: RefSeq, a predicted model, not a curated record